AUGACGUCGCGGCUAGACCGUCUGUUCGUGCUGCUGGAAGCUGGCGCUGGUGCUGCGACGCGGCGGGCAGCAGCUCGGCAACUUGGCGAGGUGCAGAAGGCACACCCUGAGGAGUUGCAUCGCCUGCUGGGAAGACUUAUGACGUACCUGCGUUCUCCGGCUUGGGAGACUAGGAUAGCUGCUACACAGGCUGUUGAGGCGAUACUCUCGAACGUUCCAGAAUGGCACCCCACACCGGCCACUGUGAAGAAGGAAGAGAAAACGGAGGCGGAAGAAAGUGGACGUCUCCGUUGCGAGACGUUCGACAUUGAGCGCGUGUUGGAGCACGGUGCACAUCUUAUGGGCUCUGAGGGCCACGAGUACGACCUUGAUGAAGAGUCAUUGUCGGCUGGAGAUAUAAAAGAGCGUUUGGCAAAACAACGACAGCAGCUUAACUCACGUUUAGGACUCGAUGUAGCCUCUAAGUUAGGCAUGGAUUUGACAUCAGUCUAUUCCAACGAAGACCUAUAUCCCGUCAAGGUGCAGGCUAAACUUGAGCCAAUACGGAGGCCAGUGCAGGAGCUGGUGACGAGCGCUUCUUCAAAGCCGCUGAGCUCGCGAGAGAUGAACGUGGCGAAGCGCAAGGCGCGCGCGGCCUUCAGCAAGCAGAAGUCGCGCGACUGCGAGGAAGCCACAUCCUCGGCGCCCGCCCCGCCUGACCCGCCCGCCUCGCCCCUCGAGCCCGCCCGUAAGAAGAUCAAGCUGGAGCCGCUCGACGACUUCGUUGUGGACAGCGAGGCGGCGGUGCCGGACGGGCUGGGCGCGUGGGCGCCGGCGUCGCGCUGGCCGCUGGAGGGCUGGUGCGCGGCGCUGCAGGCGCAGCUGUUCCACGGCGCGUGGGAGGCGCGCCACGGCGCCGCGGGCGCGCUGCGCGAGCUGCUGCGCGCGCGCGUCGCACUCGGCGCCGGACAGCACGACGCGCUCACCGCAGACCAGAUGGAGGACGCACAUCAGGAAUGGCUCGAAGACAUGGCACUGAGAUUACUUUGUGUGUUGGCGCUGGACCGCUUUGGUGACUUUGUAUCGGAUCAGGUGGUGGCGCCGGUGCGCGAGACGUGCGCGCAGACGCUGGGCGUGGCACUGGCGCGGCUGCGUGAGGACCGCGUGCGCCUGGUGGCGGCCGCGCUGACUCGCCUGGCGCGCCAUCCGCAGUGGGAGGCCCGCCACGGCGCGCUGCUCGCCUUCAAGUACCUGCUCGCCGCAAGACAGGAGGUGGCGUGCGCGGCGGGCGCGCUGGAGCAGCUGGUGGGCGCGCUGGGCGAUGCGGCGGAGGACGUGGCCGGCGUGGCGGCGGGCGCACUGGCGCCGGCCGCCGCUGCGCUAGCCGCCGCGCGCCCGCGCGCUUUGCCCGCCGUGGCGCGUCGCCUGUGCCAGCUGCUGCGCGACCAGGACGAUCUCGCCGCGCCCGCCAACGCCUACAUGGCACUGCUGGCCGCGCUCGCCGCGCUGCCCACCGCCGCGCGCCACCUGCACCCCAUCGACUUAUCGGACGUACUUCCACGACUAUGGCCGUACCUCGAUCAUUCGACCAGUUCUGUCCGGAAGGCGACUCUGCAGACACUGCGUACGCUCACUCGUCCACUGAUCACAGCCACUGACAAUGGUGAAGAACCGAAAAGUACAAAUGGACGGAGGGAAUCUGACAAAAUGGAGGAAGAUAUCAAAGGUGCCAAUGGUGUCGCCAAAACGGAGGUUACACGUUUCUUAGCGUGGACCCCGGAAUUAUUGCAAGAGGCCAUGAGGCAUAUUUAUCAACGGGUUUUAUUCGAACAUGUUCAUGAGAUACAAGAAGUUGCCUUGCAGGUAUGGGAAAACCUGCUUAAACAUGCAGCACUGGACGUGAUCCUUGUGGCAGCUUGUCCUAUGCUAGCCACGUGGAUGUGUCUUGCGAUGCAGCCAGCCAGGCUGCCCGUUGACCCCGCCUUGUUACUUUAUACGCCGCAUAAAGAGCGGCGAACCCGUUCAAAUUGUCUGCAGCAGGACAGCGAUAUGCCGGCGGAAGUGCGUCCCUGCCAGAAGUGGUUCGUCGGCGGCAGCGAGUCGCAGCCGGCGGCCGCGCGGGACCGCAACGUCACGCGCGCGCGCUGCCUCGCCGCGGACGUACUGGGACACUUGUCUUGCUAUCUAGUCCAACCAGCACCUGGUAUUGAGUAUAAAGCAGAGGACGAAAGCCCAAUAGAUUGUUAUGUUAAGGUAAUGGUAGUAUACCUGCGUUCAGGCAGCGCUUUACAAAGGCUCGUGGCUAGUCUAGUCGUGUCCGCCUGGGCCCGAUACACACUCAAGUGUAAAAUGUAUCCACCAAAUAUUCACGCCAAUGGAAGCAUUAAUGGAAACAAGGAAGAGGAUGGUGAGUGUGAGCAACAAAUGGACAUAUCCAAGUUGGCACCGCCAUUGCUCGUCAACACACUACAUACAGCGCUUAAUCAAGCUCUCUACUACGACGAAGUAGCACUUAAUUGUAAUCGAAUAUUACAAGAAGCUCGUGAUCUACUGGCUAUGAUGAAACACUACAAGCUCCCGGUCGAUGGUGAAGAGUUUAACAACAUACUAAGACUGGAACAGGUGGUUCACAUGACAAAUGUGACGCAACCAAUGGUAGCGGCGAUGAAGUCAAAACGCGUUUCACAAACACUGGAGGAGCGACGGAAGAGCUUGCAGACCUCCGUCAAUCAGUGCACAGUUGAACAGAGCACCUUAAACGUAUCAGUUCAGGCUGCUUUAGCUGGAGCUUGUGCAAAUUUGCACUGCCUUCCAGAGCGGCUAAAUCCGGUUGUCCGUCCGUUGAUGGAGAGUAUAAAAAAAGAACCAUCGGAGGAGUUACAGGCGCAUUCUGCCGACACUCUUGCCGUUUUGCUGGCACAACUGGUCGCAAGGGAGCCCUGUCCUAACAAUAAGGUGCUGGUCAACCUUAAGGCGUUUCUCAGAUGUGACCCGGAAUAUACACCUCGUGUGUACUUAGAGGAAGCAGAAGAAGGAGACUCUGGCAGCGGGGAUAGCAGCUCGGAGAGUAAAAAGGAGGUUCAGUCCCCAUAUCCAAUGCUGGACAAGCACAAGGGCAUCCUGACGCUGCGCGAGCAGCAGCGCAGCGCAGAGCGCGUAGCGCCGCGUCGUGGCCGCCCGCCCGCGGCAGUGCACGUCGCGCACGCGCACCACGACCUAGCGCUCGACUCGCUCUUCCCGCAAGAGGACGAGGCACGAAAAAUUUUGAGAAUUCAGAGAAGAGGAGCUACUCUUGCUUUGACAAGUCUGACAAAACACUUCGGUAAUGAAUUACCUGAGAAAUUACCAAAACUAUGGGAAUUCAUCACAGAGCCUUUCGAAAAAGUUAUGACCGACAGUGAUCUAACAGCGCAGGAGCCGGAGGUGGCGGAAGAGCUGAUCUCGCGGCUGCAGGUGGUGGAGGCGGUGUGUGCGCACGUGGGCGGCGCGCUGUGGCCGCGGCUGUUGGGCGGCGUGCGCGCGUGUGCCGCGCUCACCCGAGCGAUCUACACCGCGCUGCGGCACAUGGCAGCGCGCGCGCUGGCAGCCCUGGCGGCUCGUGACCCGCACGCCGUCAUGCACGCUCUCGUGCACGAGCUGGUGAGCGCGUUGGAAGACGUGCGGCGCGAGCGCGUCCGGUGCGGUGCGGCCGAGGCGUUGGCGCGGCUCGUGGACGCGCUGCAGCUGCACGUCGUGCCCUACGUCGUGUUGCUCGUGCUGCCGCUGCUCGGACGAAUGAGUGAUCACUGUGAAGCGGUGCGAACGAUGUCCACCAGGUGUUUCGCCACACUAAUACAACUGAUGCCUUUGGAGGGUGCCAUACCCGAGCCAGAGGGGCUCUCACCUGAGAUGCGUGCACGAAGGCAACGUGACAAACAAUUUUUGGAACAGCUUUUUAAUCCUAAAUCAAUCAAGGAUUACAAGAUUCCAGUACCUGUGUCUGCGGAAUUGAGAUGUUAUCAACAGGCUGGUGUGAACUGGUUGCGCUUCUUGUACGACUACGGGCUUCACGGCGUGCUUUGCGACGACAUGGGGCUGGGCAAGACGCUGCAGUCGAUCGUAGUGGUGGCGGGCUCGCACUGGGAGCGCGCGCAGCAGCAGCGCGAGCCGCUGCCCUCGCUCGUCGUCUGCCCGCCCACGCUCACCGGUCAUUGGGUGUUCGAAGUGAAUAAGUUCAUUCCAACAAAAUUCCUCAAGCCACUGCAAUACGUUGGGCCACCGGUGGAGCGGGAACGACUGCGUGCUCAAGUUAAAUACUACAACCUCAUUGUAGCUUCAUACGACAUUGUGCGGAAAGACAUUGAUUUUUUCAGCAACAUAAAGUGGAACUACUGUAUAUUAGACGAGGGUCAUGUGAUCAAGAAUGGAAAAACAAAGGCGUUUAAGGCAAUAAAGCAGCUCAUUGCUAAUCAUAGACUUAUCCUCUCGGGAACCCCCAUUCAGAACAACGUACUGGAGCUGUGGUCGCUGUUCGACUUCCUGAUGCCGGGGCUGCUGGGCACGGAGCGGCAGUUCACGGCACGCUACUCGCGGCCCAUACUGGCGGCGCGCGACGCCAAGGCCACGCCGCACCAGCUGCAGGCCGGCGCGCUCGCCUGCGAGGCGCUGCACCGCCAGGUGCUACCGUUCCUACUUCGUCGCGUAAAGGAGGAUGUGCUCCGCGAAUUGCCGCCGAAGAUCACUCAAGAUUACUACUGCGAGCUCAGUCCGCUGCAGCGACGUCUUUACGAGCAUUUCUCGCGAGACCACGUACCACAAGACCUUACGCACUCACACACCCACGUAUUCCAGGCGCUCCACUACCUGCAGAACGUGUGCAAUCACCCGAAGCUGGUGCUGACCCCCGAGCACCCCGAGGCGGCGCGCGUGGCGCACGAGCUGGCCGCGCACAACUCCUCGCUCGACGACAUACACCACUCCGCCAAGCUGCCCGCGCUCAAACAACUCCUUCUAGACUGCGGCAUCGGCAUAAGCACAACGGACGCUGAGAACGGCGCUGUAGUAUCACAGCAUCGUGCACUCAUCUUCUGUCAAUUAAAGAAGAUGUUGGACAUCGUGGAGAAUGACCUGCUUCGCCGGCACUUGCCGGGCGUCACGCACCUGCGACUCGACGGCAGCGUGCCGCCGCACCAACGGCAUGCCAUUGUUACGCGGUUCAAUACUGACGUCUCCAUUGACUUGCUGUUGCUUACGACUGCGGUGGGCGGGCUGGGUUUGAACCUGACGGGCGCGGACACGGUGAUCUUCGUGGAGCACGACUGGAACCCCAUGAAGGACCUGCAGGCCAUGGACCGCGCGCACCGCAUCGGCCAGCGCAAGGUCGUCAACGUAUACCGCCUCGUCACCAGAGACACGCUCGAGGAGAAAAUUAUGGGACUGCAAAAGUUCAAGCUUAUGACAGCUAACACAGUAAUCAGCAGUGAAAACGCAGCCAUGGAAACCAUGGGCACUGACCAGCUCUUAGACUUGUUCCAACUUUCGGGGCAGAGUCCUAGCCAACCGCAGCAGCCGUCUAGCGCAUCUGGCGUUAAGUCCGUGCUGGAAACACUUCCAGACCUGUGGGAUGACAAGCAAUAUGAAGAGGAAUACGAUAUGACCAACUUUAUAAAAAGUUUAAACAAUAUCAAGACAUGA
Molecule: messenger RNA, 5652 nt
Organism: Parnassius apollo (apollo)
Lineage: Eukaryota; Metazoa; Arthropoda; Insecta; Lepidoptera; Papilionidae
Source: the annotation of a GenBank genome assembly